AGCAUCACUGCUUUGAACACACGAUUGUCUGCCGAUUCCACUCCAACCUCGGGGUGGUUUCGCAGAAUCGCAAAGCACCCAUCGCUGCCGCCCUGCAGCAUCCACCGCUUUCUUCGAUCCAGCGAACCCAACGGCCAGAGACUCUUAAGCUCGCUUAGCUCGUGAAGACACCUUCAGCUCGGGAUGAAAGCGGAAAGUCACCAAAACAUGAAGCCGAGUCGGGACAACAUUGGACGAGUGGUGGUGGUGUGAAGCGCGAAGCGGUGGGAAAAACAGUGGACAAAAGGCCAGCAAGAACCCAGUGCGAUGGGUAGAUAGUGUGAUACAGCUUCAGGUCGGGAACAGUCUGCGAAACGUUUCAUCAGCUCCACUGCGCGCACAAGUUUCGGGGGGGGGGGGGGAUAAAAAUCGAAUCAUGUGGACACGUUCGGGAGAAUCACCAAAAUAGAUUAGACAGCACUAUUUGCUUGCAGUGCGUGCAGCGGACAUAUAGGCGAGCAAUAUCUUCAGUGGAAAUCGUUUUUCUUGUUGUUUCUUCGCCAAGGAACAAAAUCGCACCAAACGUUUAUUACAGCUAAAUCUCCUCGCCUGUGGAUUAGUGGCACCCUGGGGCGCACGUCAAUCAACACCCAAGCAAACCGAACCGAGACCAGGUAGCGAGAUACUUCGCUGAGCCUGAAGCUGUAUCGCAGCGCUGUGAAGAACGCGAACUAAACGUCCUGCGAGCUAGUCUGCGUGCUAAGGCAUAACAGUUUUUUUUCUUUGGGUGGUGUACAAUAUCCGGAGAUAUUCGGGAUUAUCUUUUAGAAUCUUGGGAGGAGGUGUUGCUGUGUUUGUUCCUUGAAGGAAGAAUCGGUUCUCCCACAACCUCCACUGCGAGGUACCUGACUUCCGGCAAGUUUCGGGUGUAUUCGGUGGGCGGUUAAUCAACGCCUGCUCGGUUUUAAACUUGGCAGAUGGUAGGGUGCUUCCAAGGGUGGGUCACCGUUAGGGAAGUGGGGUGUGUCUAGAAGGAAAUUACAAAAAAAUGGGCAAGGAAAUGAGUCUACUUCCUCCCGUCACCGCCGGACCGUUCAAACGAAAGCAGGUCACGGAGCGUAUCGGGCACACGAUCAACGAGCACCCCCGGAACUCCGAUGAAUUGCCGAUUCUAGCCCAUGAGCGCUCGUCCAUCAACUCGAACGCAAUCAAUAUGGAGAUACAUCCGUAUCUACGGCCGUGUGUGAAGAUGUGAAGUUGAGGUCUUGGUAGAGGGUACCUUCACACACACUCACCCACGGUGUAUCUCAUUGUCGGUGGAUGUCGUUUUGUUACGGGUGAUAGAUCGAUCGACCAUUAGUACUAUCCGGUGGGGUCGUCACCACCACCACCACCACCAGGUCGACAGUUUGUGACGGGAGAUGUUGUGCACCGAAGCAUAUAGAGGGACGACUAAAACGGCUUACAGCACACCCGCUGUUUUGUGCAGUGUGCAUCGAGAAUCGCGGACAGGUGAAUCGAUAGACAGGUUCGCGUUGUCCGCGCGGUGAAGCCGGUUGAGUAACGGCGUGGUGGACUCGCUGGAAAGAAAACACCCUCCCCCGCUGACACUAAUGCGCCUAUCGGACCAGCAGUAUCCGUGGAGCGUCGUCGUCCUAUACAAUGGUGUUUGAUCAGUGAAAAAAAAGAAAACAACAACGCAAGAGUCGUCGUCAGUAACACUAGCACAAGAGCCUACACAGUUGACACAGUGCCGUCGAGUACCAUCCCCACCGCUUCCUAGAAGGCGGAACGCAGGUCAGGUUUCGCCGUACAGUGUACAGGCAACCAGGUGUCCGCCAUAGAUGUACGCAAUCCGCACACGACAGCAACGUUGCUGCAGCAAGGCAGAGAACUGGUCGUCGUACUGCGUCCGCCGACAAUCUAUCGGAUAGAUGACCCACGCGUCAGUGUGAGUAGCGGCGUGCAAUCGUAUUUUUGUCGCCAACACCUGGUGGCAGAUAGGGCAAGUCCAGCGCGAGAAACAACAGCGAGAACGAGAACGACCAAUUGUCUCCAACACACACACACGCAGCGACGCAAAUUAACGCCAGCCAAAAUGUACGGAUUCGUGAACUACGCGCUUGAGCUACUAGUUUUAAAAAACUUCGGUCUAAAUAUAUGGGAACAAAUAAAGAAAAAGGCGCAGGUAAAUAUGGAAGGCCAAUUUUUGGUACGACAGAUCUACGAAGAUGACAUUACGUACAACCUGAUAGAGGCCGCCGUAGAUAUACUUAACAUACCGGCCGGUGACAUCCUGGAACUGUUCGGCAAAACAUUCUUCGAGUUUUGUCAAGACUCCGGCUACGACAAGAUACUGCAGGUGCUUGGUGCAACGCCGCGCGAUUUCCUGCAAAAUCUAGACGCCCUGCACGACCAUCUCGGUACACUCUAUCCCGGCAUGCGGGCACCAUCGUUCCGCUGUACCGAAACGAACGGCCAGCUGGUGCUGCACUACUAUUCCGAACGUCCGGGGCUAGAACACAUCGUGAUCGGGAUCGUAAAGGCGGUCGCGUCCAAGCUGCACGGUGUCGAUGUGGAGAUCAAAAUCAUCCGCCGCAAGGGUGAUCCGAUCGAGGUGGAGCAAAGCAAACCGGCCACUGAGCCGGCAGCGGCCGCGAAACCUCGGCACUCGCUUCCGGUCCUAACGCCGGUAAAAUCAGUUCCUAUAACGUCCCUCGAUCCGGCCGUGCCGGAACUAGCCAACCUGGGACUGUGCAAGCGAAUUCUAGCCUCCAAAACGUACGGUGAAUCUUAUUUUUCGAAUAGACUUAAUACCCACUCUUCGUUCUUUUCAUUCUCGUGCCCUUCCCCACAUACCCGUUCACAUCUGCCCCACCGCACGCGCUCAUCGCUAGAUCUAGCCACCUCCAAGAGCAACUCCGCGCUCAAGCAACCUACCGAAACGGCGUCCAGCAAUGGCAAUAAACUUAGCAUUAGCAGUAGUCAAAAUGGAAGCAAUAGCAUACCGCUCUGCAGUGAGGUUAGCAAAGCUAGUAACGACACCAAUACCAAUUGUGAUAGCAGCCAAACGCACGGUGACGACUGGAAGAAGACGAACAAGGGUACGGGCGCGGCCGUCGAGCGGUCGGACCACUUUCAGUUUCUAAUAACGGAGAUCUCGGGCCCGAAGACGCCGACCCGCCGUUCGGACGAGAAGGAUCAGCAAGCGGUAUGCCAGCUGGUAGCAAAAGAACCAAUGAUCUCGCCGAUGACGUUUUGCAAAAUCUUUCCAUUCCACCUGAUGUUCGACCGUAACAUGCACAUUGUGCAGGCAGGACGAUCGGUUUCAAGAGUUAUUCCCAGAAUCUACGAAAAGAAUUGUCCGCUGCUAGCACUGUUCGAAGCAGUUCGGCCUCAUCUGCAGCUGAGCUUUGAAAACAUUUUGGCCCAUAUUAACACAAUCUACGUUCUAAAGACGAAGGCAGGAGUUAUGUCCAAAAGCGAGAGAUAUCUAAGACUGAAGGGACAAAUGAUGUACAUUCCGGGAUCUGAUCUGAUACUGUUCCAAUGUUAUCCUAGCGUAAUGAAUCUCGACGAUUUAACCAAAAAGGGUCUUCACAUCUCCGACAUCCCACUACACGAUGCCUCGCGUGAUCUGGUGCUGCUGAGUGAAAAAUUCGAAGCGGAGUACAAGCUGACCACCAACCUGGAAAUACUGACCGACCGACUGCAGCAGACGUACCGGGAUCUGGAGAGCGAGAAGCAGAAGACGGACCGGCUGCUCUACUCCGUCCUGCCGAAGACGGUGGCGAACGAGCUGCGGCACCAGCGGCCAGUCGCACCGAAACGGUACGACUCGGUAACGCUCAUGUUUUCCGGCAUCGUCGGGUUCGGGCAGUACUGUGCGGCAAACACCGAUCCCGAGGGUGCGAUGAAGAUUGUAAAGAUGCUGAACGAACUGUACACGAUCUUCGACGAGCUGACGGACUCGAAGAGUAACUCGAACAUCUACAAGGUGGAAACGGUCGGUGACAAGUAUAUGGCCGUGUCCGGGUUGCCGGAUGAGUGUGAGAAUCAUGCCAAAUGUAUUGCACGGCUGGCACUGGACAUGCUGGAUAUGGCUAAGAACGUCAUGAUGGGCACUGAAGCGAUGAAAAUCACAAUUGGCAUCCAUUCUGGUGAGGUCGUGACCGGUGUUAUCGGUAAUCGGAUGCCUCGCUACUGCCUGUUUGGCAACACCGUUAACCUAACAAGCCGAACGGAAACGACGGGUGUCCCCGGUCACAUCAAUAUCAGCGAAACCACGUACAAGCUACUUUGCGAUCCGGUCAAUCACGAUCCCUCGUUUAAUCUGGAGUACCGUGGACCGGUAGUGAUGAAGGGCAAACCGGAACCGAUGGACUGCUGGUUUUUAACACGCAAAGGAACACCGGCAACGAAAUAAUUACCAUGACCCAUGCAAAAACACGGCAAGCGAACACAAACACACAAACAAACGUGCUAGAACCAACCAAACUUAAGAUGUAAAAGAUCGCCGGCAGCGAAACCUGAUAGCUUUUUACUUCUCAGCGGUGUGUUUAUAGAUGUUUGAUAAACCACAAUAAUGCCCGUGUCUCUAUCACUUUCUCUAUCUCUCGCUCUCUCGCUCUACCGGGUCACCCGGGACCCGGUUUGUUGUAAUGAUCGUGACAAAAUUGUGUAAAGGAAAAACAAAAAAAGUAAACAAACGGCAUAGGAAUGCUUCGGUGUGUGCUGUACUGUAGGAAUGUAUGUUUUAUACCUUCUGCCAAAAGCAAUCAGCUAGAUUUUUGUGUGUCCCAUCUCCCUUUGGCCACUUGAUUCUAUCGACAGCACUAUGGUACACGGUACGGACAUUCUUUGGUGGGAAAAAACAUAAAACAAAGCCACGCAAACAACUCUUUCAAGGAGGACGGAAUUCUCAUACCGCGUCAUUGUUACAGUUUGGUUUCCUUUAAUUCUUUCACCCCAUUACGUGUUAAAACGAACGGACAUCGUUAACAAACUUUCCGCCAUAGACGGUCCAGUCGAUGUUUCGUUCACGUCGUCCUUCCUAUUCCACAGCCUUGGUGCGUACUUUUGUAGCCUUUUUAGAUAGCUGUACAAUGAGAGUAUUUAUAUAAAACAAACGGUAUCGUUUUGACAGUGUUUGACAGUGUAGUGUGUAGGGGUACAAUGGUAGUCUUCUAAAGAUUUAGUAGAACAGUGAAAAAAAAAAAACAGAACAUUUAGCUAAUAGAAUUUUUGGGCCAAUCGUGAUAGAUGUACAACU
Messenger RNA from Anopheles stephensi (Asian malaria mosquito), 5251 nucleotides. It is a transcript of the gene Gycbeta100B, whose product is annotated as guanylate cyclase soluble subunit beta-1. The record is from RefSeq and is a predicted model, not a curated record. The transcript has 12 exons. Gene Ontology annotation, biological process: response to oxygen levels; cGMP biosynthetic process. Gene Ontology annotation, cellular component: guanylate cyclase complex, soluble. Lineage: Eukaryota; Metazoa; Arthropoda; Insecta; Diptera; Culicidae. The coding region runs from base 2078 to 4405 and encodes 775 amino acids. Gene Ontology annotation, molecular function: guanylate cyclase activity; heme binding.